CGGUGUUACUGUGUCAGAGGUCUCCUAGCUUGAUGCAGGGGUGCUGUCGACAGCCUGCAGCCUCAGAAAAAUAAAACAGACUGAUUCAUCCCGCGUCAAUAUAACCGUUCCGGAAGAUGGUGGCUAAACAGAGGAUCCGCAUGGCCAACGAGAAACACAGCAAGAACAUCACGCAGAGAGGAAACGUAGCCAAGACGCUGCGACCACAAGAGGAGAAAUAUCCUGUGGGUCCCUGGCUGCUCGCCCUCUUUGUAUUUGUUGUCUGUGGAUCAGCCAUAUUUCAGAUCAUCCAGAGCAUCCGCAUGGGGAUGUGAUGCAGAGGGAGCCUGUGGACUCCAGUCACCUCCCCCUCCCCUCCCCAUGCCCUCAAUGAGCCUGGCUAGCCUGCACCUGCACACCCCGAACCCCUUCCAGAGGCCCAGAGACUGAUGCCAAAGCUUCGGAUCCAGCAGACCUCAGAGAGAGAAGUUUCCCCAGCCACCUCCUCCACCAGCCCCUCCUUGGGACGUCCCCCCGCCCUCGAUCAGUGUUUACAGUGUUGCAGUCUGUGGUACUGACAGCUUUUCUAUGGACAGUCUAAAACCACGCUGGCUGGAGAACGUGUGUCUUCAUUACUCACUUGGCACCUUUGUGUGUGUGUGUGUGUGUGUGUGUGUGAAGGUGUGACUGUUAACAUGAGGAGAGUGUGUGACAGUGAUUCCUGCUGAUUAUGUGCCAUAUCUGUCUUAAGUAUUCGUCUAUGUUAUGUGAGUAGAAGAAUCUUUUUUCAAAUAAAUGUUAAGCAUUUAGGAAAAACCCA
Scatophagus argus is the source of this 799-nucleotide messenger RNA. RefSeq names its product stress-associated endoplasmic reticulum protein family member 2 (gene serp2). NCBI's taxonomy places the organism in Eukaryota, Metazoa, Chordata, Actinopteri, Scatophagidae. The transcript is spliced from 3 exons. The coding region runs from base 117 to 314 and encodes 65 amino acids. The record is from RefSeq and is a predicted model, not a curated record. Gene Ontology annotation, biological process: endoplasmic reticulum unfolded protein response. Gene Ontology annotation, cellular component: endoplasmic reticulum.